Ananas comosus (pineapple) is the source of this 1471-nucleotide messenger RNA. RefSeq lists its product as uncharacterized. Lineage: Eukaryota; Viridiplantae; Streptophyta; Magnoliopsida; Poales; Bromeliaceae. The coding region runs from base 35 to 1303 and encodes 422 amino acids. The record is from RefSeq and is a predicted model, not a curated record. The transcript is spliced from 2 exons.
CCCCCCAUCUCGAUCCAAAGCCACGGGCCGAGUAAUGCUGAACUUCGUAGCCGUCGCCCUCCUCGCCACCACCCUCGCCGCCGCCGGGCUCUGGUCACCCUCGCCGGAGCCCCACCACCACCACCAACUCCGCCGCGACGAGAUUCUCCUCGAGGGCCACCGCGUCAUCGUCGUCGAGUACGAGCGCCGCGUCCCCAUCGGAGAACCCGAAGAGGAGCCCACCCACCACUCCGCCGCAAAGGAUAAGAUCUGCGACGCUUACGGCGUGUGCCGGGACAAGCUAUCCACCCUGCUGGGCAAAACCAAGGAUAAGCUCUCCGAAGCAGAGGACUUCGCCGAGGAUAAGGCCCACCAAGUGAAAGAGGGCGCCGAGGACGCCAUUAGCAAAGCCAAGGAUAAGGCCGCGCAGCUCAAAGAAGGGGCCAAGGACGCGGCGAAGAGCACCAAGGAUGCGGCGGAGCGCGCCGUGGAUAAAGCGGCGGGCGCUACGGACGCUCUCAGGGACGCUGCUGGCGCCGCUGAGGAGAAGGGGCGCGACGCUGCUGCGAACGCUUCGGCUUCUGCGGUGGCGAAAGCGGAGCACGUGACGGGGACGAACCUCUCGGACGUGGCGCGGCGCGCGCGCGAGGUGGCGCGGGACGGGGCGGCGUGCGCGUGGGCGCGGGCGCCCGGGGCGGGGCGCGCCGCGGCCGGCGUGGCGCACCUGGUCGCGGCCGCCGCGGCGUACGGGACGUGCGUGUGGGUCACCUUCGUGUCGAGCCACGUCCUCGCCGCCGCGCUGCCGCGGCAGCUGUUCGGGGUGGUGCAGAGCAAGCUCUACCCGGUGUACUUCCGCGCCGUCGCGUACUGCGUCGGCGCUGCGCUUCUCGCGCAGCUGCUCGGGAGGGACCGCCGCUUUGCCGCGGAGCGGGUGCAGAGCUAUAAUUUGCUCGGCGUGUUGGCGCUGGUGCUUGUUAACAUGCUCUUCUUAGAGCCCAAAGCUACCAAGGCUAUGUUUGAGAGGAUGAAGCUGGAGAAGGAAGAAGGGAGAGGGAGGGACAUCGCCGACAUGGUCGAGCCGGCGACGACAGCUGGGUCCCCAACAACCGCCACCGCCACCGCCACUGCCACCGCUUCGGCGGUGCCGCGUAACGCCACGAAGGGGACGAUGGCGGAUCCGGAGAUGAUGAAGAGCCGAAUAACGAAGCUGAAUAAGAGACUGAAGAUGCUCAACAACUACUCCUCGACGCUCAACAUUGUCACCAUGAUGGGCCUCUCAUGGCAUCUGGUGCACCUAGCUCAUCAGUUGCAGAAGCAAUGCUAGACGCAAUAGGCUGAUCUGGGUUUGGGUGUGGGCCGUAUAGGUUUGGUUUUGUUGUAUGUUGUAUAGUUCUGUAGUUUAACAUGACGCUAACAUGUAAUAGCUAGCCUGUUGUUACAUCCAGAAAUUUCCUUUUCUGUUGAAGAAUGUGUUACUUAUGUUCAAGACGAA